AAUUCACUUCAUAUUCUUCUUCUUCUUUUUCAUUCUCUUGUUCCUUCUUUUUAACAAUGGCAAAGAUGUCAUCUUCAGAUCCUUUAGUUCUUGGAAGAGUGGUUGGAGAUGUCAUCCACUCUUUCAAUCCAAGUGUUCAAAUGUCUGUCACUUACAACACCAAACAAGUCUUCAAUGGCCAUGAGUUCUUCCCUUCUGCUCUUACCACUAGGCCUAAGGUUGCCAUUGAUGGUGGUGACAUGAGGACUUUUUACACACUGAUCAUGACAGAUCCUGAUGUUCCUGGCCCAAGUGAUCCUUAUCUGAGAGAACAUUUGCACUGGAUGGUUACAGACAUUCCUGGCACAACAGAUGCCACAUUUGGUAGGUUUCAUUGAUUCAUAGAUCUAAUUAAAAUACACCGGUAUGUGUUUGUGUUGUUGAAGCAAAAGAGAAGGCAGAGUGUAACCCCACCAAGUUCAAGGGAUCACUUCAACACUAUCAACUUCUCUGCUCACUCUGACCUUUCUCUUCCUGUUGCUGCUGUCUACUUCAAUGCUCAGAGAGAAACCGCCGCUAGAAGACGCUAAUUCAUAUAUAUGUAGCUGCAUGCACACCUAUAUAUAUAUUUAUUAUUAGUAAAUAAAGCAAGAAGCAUGCGAGCAAGGUUAGGUUAUGGCUAUAUAUCAUCAUCAUCAUCAUGAAGAAUGAAAAGGGUAUGGCACGUGGCUUCUUCUCAUAGGUGGUGUUAAUCUUGGAUAUAUAGUUUAGGUGUCACUUAUUAUUAUAUCAUGUAUGUGGCUAAUUAAUGUAUUGUGUUAGUUGUAUGUGUUGUUUGUGAGUUAUGUAAUAUAAUGUUAUGAACUUGAGAAUUAAGAAUAAAUAAAUAUCUUUUUAUUACUA
Messenger RNA from Arachis duranensis, 882 nucleotides. Its product is annotated as CEN-like protein 2. Gene Ontology annotation, biological process: negative regulation of flower development; vegetative to reproductive phase transition of meristem. The transcript has 4 exons. Gene Ontology annotation, cellular component: cytoplasm; nucleus. NCBI's taxonomy places the organism in Eukaryota, Viridiplantae, Streptophyta, Magnoliopsida, Fabales, Fabaceae. The record is from RefSeq and is a predicted model, not a curated record.